UGUUAUUUGUUGUGUCGGUGUCAUUCGAAAUGUACAUGUUAAGGCUUUUCUCCAUCAUUGUCGUGCUUACGAUUGUUGGUGUUCACGCUAAAGAUUUGAAAUGUCAAGUUCCUAUUGCGGCCCCCAAAAAUAUUGAAAAAGUGGUUAACCAGUGCCAGGAAGAAAUUAAGACGGCCUUAUUGUCAGAGGCCUUCCAUUUUCUCACUGACAACCAAAGUGUUAAUUCAAGUCGACGAAAGCGCGAAACAUUCACGGAGGAAGAAAGAAGAAUUGCAGGAUGCCUGCUUCAAUGCGUCUACCGAAAAAUGAAAGCGGUGAACAGUAACGGUUUUCCUACGGCGGAAGGUCUUAUUGCUUUGUAUACGGAAGGUGCACAGGAUCAGGAGUAUCUUCUCGCAUCUCAUCAAGCUGUAAGUCAAUGUUUAGUUGACGCCCAAAAGAAGCAUUUACCAACACCGCAUUCAAUAACAAUAAAAGGAAAAACGUGCGAUAUCGCUUUUGACGUAUUUGACUGUGUCUCAGAUAGAAUUGGAGAGUAUUGCGGACAAAGUCUGUGAUAUCCAAAAUUGUUGAGUUCAGGUAAUGUUAAUUAGAAAACUGAUUUAUGAGUGCGAAGAAGUUGUUAAGUAAUAAACUUUACAA
Molecule: messenger RNA, 642 nt
Organism: Photinus pyralis (common eastern firefly)
Lineage: Eukaryota; Metazoa; Arthropoda; Insecta; Coleoptera; Lampyridae
Gene: Obp73a
Product: general odorant-binding protein 70
Exons: 6
Coding region: 30-557 (175 amino acids)
Molecular function (GO): odorant binding
Source: RefSeq, a predicted model, not a curated record